UUAUAAUAAUAUCUCAAACAUUGAUUCAGGUGACAUGGUCCAUCUGUCCCCCGAUAUUUUCUAAACAACCAAUUAACAUCAAUCAUCUCAUAUAUACCCAAAUGCCGGCAGGCGAACCCCGGCAGGCAUCUGAAGCAGCGGCGGACCCAGACGCAGAAGCAACAUGGGUAUGGGCUGAAAUCAAAGCAGAGGCUCGGCGUGAUGCAGAAUCAGAACCGGCGUUAGCCAGUUACUUGUAUUCAACCAUACUCUCUCACUCUACCUUGGAUCGAUCCCUUUCCUUCCAUCUUGGAAAUAAGCUCUGUUCUUCCACUUUGUUGUCCACUUUGCUUUACGAUCUGUUUCUCAACACUUUCUCUGUGGACCCUGAUCUCCGGUUAGCCGCUGUUGCUGACUUGCGUGCUGCUAGGUCACGUGACCCUGCUUGUGUUUCUUUCUCUCAUUGUUUGCUCAAUUAUAAAGGCUUCCUUGCUUGUCAGGCUCAUCGGGUUGCUCAUAAGCUAUGGACUCAAUCUCGAAAACCAUUGGCCCUUGCUUUACAAUCUCGGAUAUCUGAUGUUUUUGCUGUUGAUAUUCACCCGGGUGCUAAACUUGGAAAGGGAAUACUUUUUGAUCAUGCAACAGGUGUUGUUGUAGGGGAGACUGCAGUUAUCGGCAACAAUGUUUCCAUUCUUCACCAUGUGACUCUAGGAGGGACGGGCAAGGCUGGUGGUGACCGCCACCCAAAGAUCGGAGAUGGUGUGCUGAUUGGUGCGGGGGCAACUAUAUUGGGGAACGUUAGCAUUGGUGCUGGAGCAAAGAUUGGUGCAGGAUCAGUGGUCUUGAUCAAUGUCCCACCACGAGCAACUGCGGUUGGGAAUCCAGCGAGGUUGGUUGAAGGUAAAGAGGCAUCAAAGCUUGAAGAAUGCCCUGGGAUGUCUAUGGAUCAUACAUCAUUCAUAUCAGAUUGGUCUGAUUACACUAUAUGAUAUCGUUGCCUUUGGAAUUUUGAUCAAAAAGUACUUUUGGCUAUGUAUAUUUAGCAGAUCAUUUUGGUCCGACCUUAUCCAAAGAUGGUUAUGUUAGUGUUCUCUUAUGAAAUUCAUAUUAAUAAUAACUAGUUUAGUCGUA
Molecule: messenger RNA, 1110 nt
Organism: Erigeron canadensis
Lineage: Eukaryota; Viridiplantae; Streptophyta; Magnoliopsida; Asterales; Asteraceae
Product: serine acetyltransferase 5
Exons: 2
Coding region: 102-968 (288 amino acids)
Cellular component (GO): cytosol; cytoplasm
Molecular function (GO): L-serine O-acetyltransferase activity
Source: RefSeq, a predicted model, not a curated record